Messenger RNA from Zingiber officinale, 2693 nucleotides. RefSeq names its product serine/threonine-protein kinase STY13-like. Gene Ontology annotation, molecular function: protein kinase activity; ATP binding. Gene Ontology annotation, biological process: protein phosphorylation. The coding region runs from base 477 to 1526 and encodes 349 amino acids. The transcript has 6 exons. The record is from RefSeq and is a predicted model, not a curated record. Lineage: Eukaryota; Viridiplantae; Streptophyta; Magnoliopsida; Zingiberales; Zingiberaceae.
GUGAAGGCAUGUUGCAGGGUUCGAUUCCUCUUUUCGUCGUCUGCUCGUCACCCGCCGCCUUCAUCUUACUCCGAGACCACACCUGGCUCCCUUGGAGAGGUUUUCUGUUCCAAUCUUCUCGGUACAAGGGGGAAGAGGGGAGCUUGGAGUGGAUUGGUUCUGGCAGUGUUAUUCGGCCUUGUCAUGGGCUUUGGGGGUCAUGGAGGUACGCUGGAUGAUUGUACUUGAGAUAGAAUUUCUGAGGGAGGCAGUGGCAUGGACUUGGAACGGAGGCGAGCAGCGGCGCAGAGCUUGUUUUGACGUCUUGUUUUCGUGCCUAAAUCCGGUGAAGUAGCAUCUACGGCGUGAAGGAGAGUGGAAAAGGAGUGAUUUUGUAGAUGGGUUCCUCGUGUUCGGCGUUUCAGCUGCUCUUUGUCUGUUGGUAUGAUUUACUGUGAGGAACAAUUGAUGCUGGAUCUUCUUAAUUUCGCGAAGAGAUGGAAUCUGGGAAUGGAUUCUUCCCUCUCGAGGAUUGCCGCCUAGAUCCGCAGUGGCUCAUCGAUCCCAAGUUGCUUUUCGUCGGGCCCAAGAUCGGGGAAGGCGCUCACGCGAAGGUGUACGAGGGAAAGUACAAGAACCAAAAUGUGGCUGUUAAGGUCAUGCACAAAGAGGACAACCCCGAGGAAGUGACGAAGAGGGAGGGGAGGUUCAUGAGGGAGGUGACUUUGCUUGCCCGUGUUCAGCACAAAAACCUUGUGAAGUUUAUGGGAGCUUGCAAGGAGCCUCGGAUGGUGGUAGUAACUGAGCUUCUUCUUGGAGGAUCCCUGCGCAAGUACCUGAUAAACAUGAGGCCUAGGAAACUGGAGCCUCUUGUUGCAGUUAGUUUUGCGUUGGAUGUAGCACGAGCUAUGGAGUGCUUACAUUCUCAUGGGAUUAUUCAUCGUGAUCUGAAGCCUGAUAACUUGCUAUUGAGCGCAGAUCAGAGGACAGUCAAACUUGUCGAUCUUGGUUUGGCAAGAGAAGAAACAUUAACAGAGAUGAUGACUGCUGAGACAGGAACAUAUCGUUGGAUGGCCCCUGAGUUAUACAGCACUGUUACUUUAAGGCAUGGGGAGAAGAAGCAUUACAACCACAAGGUGGAUGUAUACAGCUUUGCAAUUGUGCUGUGGGAGCUACUUCACAAUAGGCUUCCUUUCGAAGGCAUGUCCAACCUGCAAGCAUCCUAUGCAGCUGCUGUCAAGAACUUCAGGCCAAGUGCAGAUGAGCUUCCAGAGGAGCUGGCUCUGAUCUUAACCUCUUGUUGGCACGAGGACCCAAAUUCACGACCCAAUUUUACUCAGAUAGUUCAGAUGCUUCUACAGUAUCUUUCCACUCUUUCGCCUCCUGAGCGUGUUGUUCCAUUGCAUGCCUUCAGUUCAGAAAAUAUGGUUUUACCACCUGAAUCACCCGGCACUAGUUCUUUGAUGGCAGCGCGAGAUGAAAUAGGCGAUACUACGAAGGCCGCCAGGGAUAGCAAAGGAUUUUUCUGCUUUGGCCAGUGUUUUUAGUCGCCUGCUACUUUAGGCUCUCCAAAAUGAUUAGUAAAUUCUCAGACAUGCAAUGCUAACCCUACUAUUUGCUGGUUCCUACAUGUAUGUUAGGAAUGAAACAAUAUCAUGCCUUCACCUUGUUUGUAAUUACUUCCACAUUUGGGUUAAAUUACCUGGAAAAAAUACUGGUAGAAUGUCUGAGCUUCUUGAAAUUCAGAGAUCAGAAUUAUUGGGUUCAAUAAAUGUGAAGAUGCCAGGUGCAAUUAUUAUGGACUUAGAGCAGUUGUAGACUUUCAUUCAUUCUUUAAUCUCUCAGUCGAAUGGACUACAACAGAUUCUUUCCCAAGCAAUGCCAGCUGCAAAAGGAAAACAUAAUAAAGAUUUGAUGGAUCAUCAAUUGUUCCAAGUCAGUAAGUCAUUGUUUCAACCAUCUAGUUAAUCUUUUUCUAAUUAACUUCCAUUUGAUGGCUGGGAACUAUGCUUGCACAGUUUAAGGGCACCAUCCCUCUUUCUGCAAGACCACCGUUGCUCCUCUCACUUUCCUCCCUCCCUUUUUGCCAAGGGAAAAGUCCAUUCACCGUGCAUGCGCGACCUUUAAUAAUAGUAGCUUUCCAUCUCAAUGCGUACAGAAGUGCUAGGAGAACGCAGUGGAAUGUGCACUAAGAUAAAGCUAGCCAGCCGAGGACAAUAUUACUCGUCUCUCUUUGUUGUUUUCUUCUUAUCUAUCCUUUCACCUCCUCUUCACUCCUACUUGGCUCACAAAAUUUUAUCUUUCCUUCUUUUACGAGCUGAGAGUGAUGGCAGCUUGUGGAGGCUCCCUUGUGUUCCUCUCCCCAGGAGUUCACUGGAAGUGUCGACGUCAAUCCUGUGCUCGGUCGAGAUGGCGGUUUGCUGGCCUAACAUCUUGUUGAGGAUUACUGGUGUGAUGAUGACGGGGAAUCAAGCUUGCCGGUCCGACGAUCUUUGCUAUUCAGUCAGGCUUAUUUCUGUAAUAUUCAGUCAGUGAGUUGAAUAUAUAUUGCAGAAACUUGUCCUGCAUGGUGGCUAGUGAUACUGAGAGAUAGGAAUUAAUGGAGAAUUUUUGUGGUGGUUGAAUCAUUGAAUCAUCCAUGGGUUGUAACAUGAAAAACACUGUACUUUUAUGGAUUCAAUAUAUUUGACCCCGAUCGUUUUGUUCUUCUUCUA